Kogia breviceps (pygmy sperm whale) is the source of this 510-nucleotide messenger RNA. It is a transcript of the gene PPP3R2, whose product is annotated as protein phosphatase 3 regulatory subunit B, beta. Gene Ontology annotation, cellular component: calcineurin complex. The record is from RefSeq and is a predicted model, not a curated record. Gene Ontology annotation, biological process: calcineurin-mediated signaling; protein dephosphorylation. Gene Ontology annotation, molecular function: calcium-dependent protein serine/threonine phosphatase regulator activity; calcium ion binding; phosphatase binding. NCBI's taxonomy places the organism in Eukaryota, Metazoa, Chordata, Mammalia, Artiodactyla, Physeteridae.
AUGGGAAAUGAGUCCAGUUAUCCAGAAAUGUGCCCCCACUUUGACGAAGACGAAAUUAAACGGCUGGGCAAGCGGUUUCAGGAGCUGGACUCGGACAGUUCGGGCGCUCUGAGCGUGGAGGAGUUCAUGUCCCUGCCGGAGCUGCAGGAGAACCCAUGGGUGCCGCGAGUGACAGACGUCUUCGACACAGACGGCAAUAGAGAGGUGGACUUCGGGGAAUUCAUCCUGGGGACCUCCCUGUUCAGUGUCAAGGGGGACAAGGAGCAGAAGCUGAGGUUUGCUUUCAGCAUCUACGACAUGGAAGACGGCUGCACUUCCAACGGGGCGCUCUUCCAGGUGCUGACGAUGAUGGUGGGGGACAACCUGAAAGGCUGGCAGUUACAGCAGCUCGUGGACAAAACCAAUGUCCUGGGCAAGGAUCGCGAUGGGAAAAUAUAUCCUUCCAGGAAUUCAGUGCUGCGGUCGGUCGGAAGCCUGGAGAGCCACAAGAAGUUGCUGACAAUUGUGUGA